UUUACAGUGUAAUGCACUGUAAGUCGCUUUUGAUAAAAGUGUCUGCCAUAUGCAUAAAUGUAAUGUAAUGUAAAUGUAAAUCUCCUCUCCUGUCCUAUAAAUGAAGCGUUACUGUUUAGUGGACUCUUUAAAAACCACUUCAACCAUGACGUGGCUGGCAGGUUUGCUUCUGAGGCCAGGAGAGCCACCCACAGGCUUGAUUUCUCUGAGGUUAUGGUCAUAAUCUCUUGGGACAGUGGUCAGCCAAAACUGUUUACUUUUUUCACCCAGCUUCACCCGUCUUUCGGGAGGGGAGGGUCUCUCGGCCCCUGCGAGCAAACUUUCUUCGGGGCUCUCGCACGCAGAAUUUCCACGACAAGACAGAACGCAGGGCUCGCUUGAAGUAUCAGUUGUACGUUUUAAUGGCUUUCAGGAAAUAAUUCAGCAAAAACAAGGUUUUCCGCUGUACGCUUCGCAUAUUACAACGGCUCAGUGUGCGGACGAGAUCCUAAUAGUGGUUGUAAACACAGAGAAGACAGAAAUAUUAAUCAAAACCUCAAGCCAGACAUCACUGGCUGAUUAUUUUAAAUGAGGACCCUCGAAUGCUCCCCCUCCUGGACGAAACUGAGGUCUCUGUAUGAAACCAGCGUACCACCCUCUUUCCAAUGAAGGUGUCUGCAUGUACGUUUCUUGGGUGUGUGUGUGUCAGUCUGGUAUACACUUUGGCAGUCGUGGACAGCACACACACAGAGACAAGCAUGCAGUGCACACUAAUUUUCUCGGCUGUAACGCCUUCUGCACUAAGUAGUUUGCAGUGAACAGCAGAGGAGACUUUCACAACCCACCGGUGUGAUAAAUCCAACACCCAUCACAUUUGUCCUCCUUCAAACUGAGAUCUUUAUGGACAUGCGGACCUUAUGAACAUGAUGUUUUAGAUCUGAUUUAAAUGAGGAACAAUCACACGCUGAAGUCCAACAGUCUGGCCGGGUGACGGUGACAUGCAACAAUAACUGAUCUACAAAGAAGUGGGAUUGCAUGUCAGUUAUACAGCAGUAUGUUGAGACACUGGGGUUUGGCUAUGAUCCUGUUGGUCGUCCCGAUCCCGGUCGAACCCAGACCCACUAACACGCUCAGCAGACAACGGCGUUCAGUAAGUCACGCCCAGAUGAUGCACGACCGAAGUCGAUACCUUCAGGACAGAAAGAGGCGUCUGUUGAUAAAUGAACUCCUGGGGCACGUGCACACAGCUCAGAUGUGGGACUCCCCCAAUCACAGUGAUGGAAACUUUCAGAGCGCCCGCUGGCCCAUCGCUCAUAGGUCCAAAUAUCCCAUCAGCGCCAAAAACUACCCCUUGAGCUUUCAGCACAUGAGGACGAGAGACAGCUUACCACAAGAGACCAGCAAGACUCUUCGGUACGGGGAAUCCAAGAGGAAGAGGAAGAUCUGUUCGGAAAGAUGGAGAGACCCAGAUAGGAGAAGAGACUGGGGGUGUCAGUCUGCCUGACAGCAAUUUGAGGCGAUUUAUUGGGAAUUGUUGCAACAAAGUUGAGCAAUGUUUGACUUUUUUUCAGAAAUGUGAUGUGAUGCAGGAGAUCAGACAGUAAAGAUGUGAUUAGAUUUAGUUGUAUGCUGUUAUUGAGAUGAAACUGUUGAAGACAUCCAACAAAUGAAUUGCUGUCAGUGAACUCAACUUAGUUUAAAUAAAAGUCCUGGUGUUUAAAAGACUUUUCACAGGCACGUGGUCUUAUUUGAGAAUGUGUUGCUUAUAGUAGAAAGAUGAAUAAAUGAUGGUUUGGUUUAUUUUGGCUUCACUCAAUGCUUGACUCUUAUAAUCUCAGAAACUUCAUUUAAAAACAAUUUGUAUAUAUCACAAAUGUUCACUGUUUUCCUUGAAAUCAUUUAAUUGGACAUUUGAUGUGUUUAAUUUAUUUGACUGGAAUAUUUAUUCCUGAAUGUAUCUCAAUGCUGCUGAAUUUUAUAAGAUUUUCAAAUGCACUUUGGCUGGCUAUGCUCGUGUAUAUUACAAUGAUUGAUAUCAUUUUUGUGUUUACUUUGUUAUUAUACAGCUUUUCUUUAUCUUAAUUCAUCAUCAUGUAUGUGUCUCAUUAUUUUCAUUAAAUAAACUGAUCAAAAGUUAAAAUAUGAAA
Messenger RNA from Misgurnus anguillicaudatus (oriental weatherfish), 2126 nucleotides. RefSeq names its product parathyroid hormone-like hormone b (gene pthlhb). Gene Ontology annotation, biological process: bone mineralization. The record is from RefSeq and is a predicted model, not a curated record. Gene Ontology annotation, molecular function: hormone activity. Gene Ontology annotation, cellular component: extracellular region. NCBI's taxonomy places the organism in Eukaryota, Metazoa, Chordata, Actinopteri, Cypriniformes, Cobitidae.